Drosophila yakuba is the source of this 1120-nucleotide messenger RNA. RefSeq lists its product as uncharacterized. The transcript has 2 exons. NCBI's taxonomy places the organism in Eukaryota, Metazoa, Arthropoda, Insecta, Diptera, Drosophilidae. The record is from RefSeq and is a predicted model, not a curated record. The coding region runs from base 242 to 832 and encodes 196 amino acids. Gene Ontology annotation, biological process: intracellular signal transduction; cell surface receptor protein tyrosine kinase signaling pathway.
UGCGUCGCUUCGGCUUCUGUUCUCGGCUCCUAAAUUCUGAAUUUUAAAUUCUGAAUUCUACAUUCUGAAUUCUGGGUUCUGCUUGUGGUUCCUCGUCUAGUGCUGUGGUCACAGCGUAGUCAGUCUUCAGCGCAGCUCGAUAGCGAAAGAUGUGCGCCGGGAGCGGCGCUUCCAGUGCCACCGAACCAUCAAAUCCAAGGUCGCUGGGAUAGAAUAGCUCCAUAGAGUGCGGAUUGGCGCCAUGUGCUGCUGGUGUGCACGUGUCUACUGGACGGUACUGCACAAUCUCCUGGUUCGCCUGCUGGACAGCCUGAUGGAAGUGAGAUCGCCCGCCUUCUGUAGCUGCUGCUUUGGCUAUCAGCGGCAGGCCAGUCCGGAAAGUGACGUCGCAGAACGGGUUUCCAGCACCGACGACGAUCCACAUCAGCAGCCCCGCGGGGAUUACGUCAUUGUGGACGAUGCCGACGUCAACUACGCGGAGAUCGAGGAGCGGCAUGUGGAGAAGGAGCAGUACUACUUCACAGUGGAUCGACCCACGGCGGAGCGAAUGCUCCAUGGACGAGAGGACGGUUCCUGCCUGGUACGUCCCUUCAAGGCAGCCGACCAGUGCAUCCGGUACAUCGUGAGCAUCUGGGCGGCGGAUCAGUACUAUCACCUGUUCAUAAGGCAAGUGGACAGGAGACAGCGGUACGCCAUUGGGCAGAAGAAGUGCCAGGAGCGCUGCUUUGGUUCGCCCUCGGAAAUUGUGGACUUCUACACGGAGCACCCACUACUCUGCACCAACAAAGUCCGGAGCCAGUGCGUCCGGCUGUGUCCCAUCAGUUACGCUUAGCUAAGGGGGAAAAUCUUUAUUGCAUAAGAGUGGGGCAAGUAUGUACAAAUGGGGUUAGCUUAAGACGCUCAGGCUAGCUUAGGUUAGCUCAGGUGGCCACCACCGCCUUGAAGGCGCACUGGUUGUUCUGCAUCAGGGCGGGCCAGAGGAAGGCCUUUAUCAGAUCCGAUCGCCGGUCCGCCUGGGGAUGCCGCUCGUGUUUCUCGGGCCUCAGGAAGCCUGCAUGGGAUUUACGUAGAUUUAAUGACAAUCAAUUAAAGUUUGAUUAAAGCGCAGCUUAAGAACGCA